GGCAGGGCUUAUGCGCGGCUUUUAUAAACCCGGCGGCGUCACUUCACACACUGAAAGCCGCUUGCUGUCACAGGAGCUUACUAUUGUGUUGUAACAGACCGCCAAUAAAGCACCAUCAACAUGAUUCUCGAAAUUGAAGAUAAGGAUUCCUUCUUCAGUGCCCUGAAGGAAGCGGGAGACAAGCUGGUGGUAGUAGACUUCACAGCCUCCUGGUGCGGCCCCUGCAAAAACAUCGCGCCCUUCUUCAAAGGGCUGUCGGAAAAACCAGAGAACAAGAAUGUGGUUUUCCUCAAGGUGGACGUGGACGAGGCAGCGGAUGUGGCCAAACACUGUGACAUCAAAUGCAUGCCGACGUUCCAUUUCUACAAGAAUGAGAAAAAGGUGGACGAUUUCUCUGGGUCCAACGAAGCCAAACUGGAGGAGAAGGUCAACGCUCUGAGGUCAUGAGGAAGAGGCUGACCCACACGCACAUCUGCACUGACGCUGUACAAACGCCACCACCAACCAUCUAAAGACCGAACUCCCUCUUGGAAGGAAUAAUUCCACUAUAGUCCAAUUCCCUCUCGAAGGACCAGAUUCCACCAUAUGCACAACAAAACAUUCAGUUUUAAUUCAAAAUGGUUUUUUAUUUUUAUUAAAUGUUAAUACUAAACCAUGCCUCUAAUUCCUCCGGUGUAUUAGUCAUUCUUAUUCAGGUCAGGAAUUUAUCUCCAUUUUUGAAAAGGACCAUAAUAUUUUAGAUGUGUUUUUAUAUAUUAGAGCAAUGCUGUUGGGAUUUUGACUGUUCUGUUGAAGUGGGUGGAUUCAAUAAAUGAAGAUGAAUGCUGA
This is a messenger RNA of Salmo salar (Atlantic salmon), 828 nucleotides long. Its product is annotated as thioredoxin b. Lineage: Eukaryota; Metazoa; Chordata; Actinopteri; Salmoniformes; Salmonidae. The record is from RefSeq and is a predicted model, not a curated record.